This is a messenger RNA of Pundamilia nyererei, 5636 nucleotides long. It is a transcript of the gene iffo1b, whose product is annotated as intermediate filament family orphan 1b. The record is from RefSeq and is a predicted model, not a curated record. The coding region runs from base 592 to 2499 and encodes 635 amino acids. The transcript is spliced from 9 exons. Lineage: Eukaryota; Metazoa; Chordata; Actinopteri; Cichliformes; Cichlidae.
AUUUAAAUGACCGCAAAACAGUGAAAGCGUGAUUUCCAGGUCUGACGUCACGGUUCAGUCCAGUUUCACUAAAUCCUCUAAUGUUUUUUGUUUGGAGCUGUGGCUAAUGAUUUCAAAUGUGAACAAGAAAGCAAACAGUUAAUUAAGGCUCCUCUAUUCGCGUAUUUACGGCAGACGGAUCUUCCAAUCCCGCAGCGCUCUCUCCUGCCUGCGGUCACAGCUUGUUGCCAGAACUUCAGUAACGCGGAGACGCCGGAUUUCUUUCUUAUUCAUUCAUGCUCUGCGGCUUUUUCAUCAUUUAUUUUACAUUUAUUAUUGCAAAGCAUCACGCUGUUCUGUAGUCUUCUUCCAAAUCCAUCUGUCCUGAUUUAGGCUGUUUUUUUUUCUGUGGAUCGUCAGAGAGCACUGAUCCAUCAGCCGACGUUAAGACCUUUGGGCUUUAAGGAUAAGAUUCUUAUUUAUAAACAGUUAUAUAACCAAGUGAACGGGGCCAUAGGCGUUUUACGCACACGCCGUUCCUGGAUGUCAGACUUCUUAUUAUCUAUAUUAUAACAAUAUUCUGUUGUAGCAAGCCAGUUCCUGUCCGUGUUCAUGCCAGAUCUGCAGCGAUUCAGUUUUCCAUACCAUAGCAUGAAUCCUUUGUUGGGGGCCAACGCGCAUCUCCAACAGCAUCCGCAGCAGAACCAGGCGCCCGGACACCCGGACUCUCCCUCAGGUCUCCUUCCCGACGCUGUUUUCGGUGCAUCGGACGAGGCUUCCCUUCUGCUGGGUGAGCAGCCCGGCUCGGGGCCUGAGUUCACCGCACCCUCGCAGUCUUCAACUUAUCUCCAUCACAGCAGCCACUAUCAGCACCGCCCUGUGCCGCAUCCCCCUGCUGCGAUGGCUCUCAGAAACGACCUGGGCUCCAACAUCAGCGUCCUCAAAACUCUCAACCUGCGCUUCAGAUGCUUUUUGGCUAAAGUGCACGAAUUAGAGCGCAGAAAUAAGAUUCUGGAGAAGCAGCUACAGCAGGCGCUGGACGCCAACAAGGGCUGCAAAGGUGGAUGCUGUGAGAACCAAGCGCACACCCAGGAGGUAAGCGUGCAGACGGGAUUUGUCGGAACGAUACAGCUUAGGCCCGGCUCCCUGCCCUUCCACAACACCAACAACUCGGCCAGGAGGCCUACGACACUGUUCACAACGCCUCUCGCGCCUGCCCUGCCACCUGCAGCCUCUGAAAACUCGAGUGCAACACAAACAAAUGCCGCUUGCAACCCAGCCAUCACCAUCAGCCUAUCCUCCCCCCGUGUGGACUCCCCGGGAUCUGGCUCUAAAACGGGAACUAACAACAGCACAGGUCCGGGAGCCUCCACCAACCCUCCUCCACGGUUCCUUCCGGGCACAAUCUGGUCCUACAACCACACCCGCAAGUUCGGCCCCGGUGCCGAGCGUCUGACCAGCCCAGGAGUAUCCUGGGUGCACCCGGAUGGAGUUGGUGUCCAGAUUGACACCAUCACCCCCGAGAUAAGAGCCCUGUACAAUGUCCUGGCUAAAGUGAAGAGGGAGAGAGAUGAGUAUAAACGCAGAUGGGAAGAGGAAUACACUAUGAGGAUGGAUCUGCAACAGAAGAUUGCAGACUUACAGGAGGACCUGCAGGAGAGCGAAGGCUGCCAGGACGAGCUGGUUCGCAGGGUCCAGCAUCUGAAUACGGAGCUGGUUGUCUUCAAAGGGCUCCUGAGCAAUAAUUUGUCAGAUUUGGACAGCAAAAUCCAGGAGAAAGCGAUGAAGGUGGACAUGGACAUCUGCCGCAGGAUCGACAUCACUGCUCGCUUGUGCGAUGUGGCCCAGCAGAGGAACUGUGAAGACGUCAUCCAAAUGUAUCAGGUUCCUAAUAACCAACCAUCGCUAAACUGCCGCCGUAAACAAACCCCUCUGUCCUUUAAUGGGAGUGAGUGUGACGAGCCCGUCAGCACCUCCGAAAGUGACGGAGCAGUGGUUAAAGAUGAGGAGCACUGUGGAUCUGCUGCUAAUCAGAUCAAUGAGGAGAUGCAGAGGAUGCUAAACCAGCUGCGUGAAUGUGAGUUUGAGGAUGACUGUGACAGUCUAGCGUGGGAGGAGACUGAAGAGACGCUGCUGCUUUGGGAGGAUUUCCCAGGAUGCACUUUGCCUCCAGAUCCCACCCACCCACCGGGAGAGCAGGAGGACUGUCUGGAAAAGGUGAUUAAUGACACCGAAUGUCUUUUCAAAUCUCGAGAGAAGGAAUACCAAGAGACCAUUGACCAAAUUGAGCUGGAAUUGGCCACAGCUAAGAGCGACAUGAACCGACACCUGCACGAGUACAUGGAGAUGUGCUCGAUGAAGAGAGGCCUGGAUGUUCAGAUGGAGACCUGCAGGAGACUCAUCACACAGAGCGAAGACAGUCCGUCUGCUGUGCCUCCACCCGCUGAGGAGAGUGAAGCGAGAGAAAACGACAAGCCGUCGGUAUCUCCACCUUCUUCCUCGAGCAAUGGGAGAACAUGACACAUGCUCACUCCAGCGUUAACAGCGGCUGUGGUCACACGAUCUCAAGUGCAUCCAUGACCACACCGAUACAAUGGGCGCUGACUACGUGACUACGGCAACACCAUGUUUACGUACUUGUUUGACGAGUCAUUUCUUUUUCUGGACACUUUGGAAAGCGAGAUGGAACUGACUGAGCGAGGAAGUCUGUCAUUGCGCUUCAUUUUGUGACGAUUCAGUAGGUUGAAGGACCUAGGGUCAGCUGACUGUAAGUGUGGUUACAGGAAGACAUAGCAUGACUUAUUCAUUCUACACAAACGGACACGAGCUAAAACAAGGAUAAUGUAAGCAUCCUCCUCUCUGAUCUGCUUUUAUGGUCACUGAAGCUCUAAAAGUUAAAGUCACAUUUACAGGAAUAUUUCCAGGAAACAAUGAAGCUUCAGUCUUAAAAUAAUAUAACACUGAAUUUUUGAAUUUAAAUCUUUAUCCACACAUGUAGGUUUAAUAAAAACCCGCGAGAGAGCAUUUUAGUGGCUUGCAGCUGCAUUAACUGUUCACCAUAUCUCUUGCAUAAACGAUAAUAGAAUCACAGGCAAAGCAAACCUGAGGCAAUAAAUGAAAAGUUAAAGAUACAGAAGAAAAUCAGAAAAACGCAAACAUUAUGUGCAUUUUUACUGGAGCAACAGAGUUGAGUCUUUGACUACCAACAGGCCUCCUUCCAAUAAAGUGAGGUGUUUUCUGGAUAACAAGGGAAAUGUAUGUAAAAACCUUAAAACUUCAAGUCAUUUCAAAGUGAUUUGAAAAAAUAACUAAAAUCCUGAGAAGUUGCUCUUCAGAUCUGUGGUGUUUUGUGUUCCUAAGCCUUAAAUCAGAUGAUAUAAGAGUUGCUUUCUAUUCUUCUCCUGAAGCCCUUGAUCAAAUAUAACAGGAGUUAAUUGGGAAAGUUGAAUGUCACUCCUCUCACUCGGAUGCCUCCAGUUCAGAAAGUGUACAUGUGUUCGCUUUGAGGACCACAUUGUUUGAAAAAUGGCAGUAAUAUGUUGGCUAUAAGUUGAAACCUGUGGGCCUCCUGGCAGAUUUUUCAUCAGGAUUUUUAUGACAAAUUCUUAAAUAUUUUGAAAAAACGUAAAAAUUUGUAGUCGUCUGACCACUUAGCUGGUCGAUUUGGUGCAAGAAGACUGUUUCUAUAAUGAUGUGGGAGAAGAUAUGCAUUGACAAAGAACAAUUAUACAGAAUUUAGUCAAGGAUAACAUGGCAAAAGCAAACAGUCCAAACAACGAAAUCAAGAUUUUGGCCUCCGUAACCUGCGAGCUACAUCUGUUACACAGCAGAGGCUGAUUUGUUCCUUGAUUCAUUUGGACACAUUCGUUUACCCUAAAUCUGUAAAUAAACGGCCGAAUUAGCUUAUAUUUCCUGUGCAGGUGCAGAAACUUUUAAUAAUAAUACAACAUAGUCACCGUAGUAAGUCGCAUGUCUAUAUCACCAUCGUUUUGGUGUCAGCCUUAAGCAGACCAAACCACCCUGCUGUUCACAGAGAGUUCACACAUUGAUCAUCUUGACGAUGUUGGAGCUCCAAUCAUUUCAUAUGAGUCACAUCUGAAAUCCCACAAACACCGUAGUCUGCUUUGAACUUUGUAGUUUUCAGGAAAGGUGAGGGAGCAAUGACCACAGUGUUGGCAGGAGGUUGUUUUUUUUAGUUUUGAACGUAACCGUAGUCUCUGUCUGUUGCACUUCAAAGACCAACUAAAGUACUGGAUGAUAGAGUCACUCAAGGGUCAUGUAAGUGUUGUUAAUAAUCUUUAUUUUUUUUUAGCAGCAAUGCUUAUUAUUAUAGAUUAGAGUGAAGGCUGUAUCUUUGAGUAAAGCUGCAUGGUUGAGCAGAAUCACUUUGAGGAUAGUGGAAAAACAAAAAGGCUGUCAUGUAAUAAUGUAAGUUAGUCACCGAGUGCCAAAAUAAUAUUUAGAUUGUGAAUCAACAGGAAAUUGCUUUAAAAAAAGACUAAACAAGCUAUUUCACCAAGGUGCUUGAUGUAUAGAAGUGAACCUACGUUUUGCACAUAGAAAAGAAGAGCAAAGCAAAACUGUACCAUAAGAAACAAUCAGUAGUCUAACCUGAAAAACAAAAUAUGCUGACCUGCUGAAAACGGACGAUUUGUUCUAUUUAGUUUUCCUUUCCUUAUGAAAAAAAAUGUCGUUGGUGAACGCAUCGCAUACCUCAUUUUUACUUUAGUUAUGUCUAUUGGCAUAUUUAACCCACAUGUUCCUUCGUAGGAAAACACAUACAGCGCACAGCUGUCAGGUGGACGCCCCCUCCAUCACAACUCUAUUAUCAGACACUGUUUUAAAUGGUGUUGUUUCUUCUGUGUAGAUGAACCAGGUGCAGGAGGGUGCAGUUUAGCUCAUGCAUGUGUUGCAGUUGUAAUCAGCUGAGCGCCAUUCUGAAAAGAUCAGGCGUCGGGUGCAUUGUUAAAGGCAUAAAACUCCGUCUCUCUUUGUACCGUUACACUUUAACGCACUGAGUGAAUUUAUGUGUAUGCAUGUGUCAGUGUGUAUGUUUAUGGGCCUUCUGUCUGACCAGCGAGAUGCGCAACAUUAAGAAGGAUCAAACUGUAAAAUCUCAUAUUGUCUCAAGCAGUUCAACGCCAACAAAAUGACUUUUGUGUUUUCAUGGUGACCACGUGAAAAAUUCAGAAUCUGAUGAUCAUCUAGGUUUUCUUUCCCAGUUACGCUGUUUCUUUAUGAGUGUAUGCCAAGUAAAGUCAGUGUAAAAAUAUCUCAGUUCAGGAAGAUGAACGGAAAUGCAAAUGCUUUUGUGAAAUGAUGGCUUUGAUAUUAUAUGCAUAACAGAAAUAUAGCUUUGAAUAUAUAUUCGUGUUUAAAGAACAGAGCUGAAUGAAGACUCCACGGUGGAAAUGAUGGCAGAUGAGAGCUAAAGAGUUUUUGUUUUCUGUCUUCACACAACAGAAAAACUUAUUUACCAAAUUUUUUAAAGAAAAUUAUUCCACAGAGUCAGAACUAUUGAUCUAAAAUCCAAAUGUGUGACUUUGCAGCUUUAAACAUCAAGAAAAAGUAACUUUGGCUGGAAAAGGCUUCACUGCAGAGCUGCUGUAUGUAAUAUGUCGAGAGACGCUGGAUGAAUGAAUAAAAGAUGCAACUGA